AUGACAAUCCAUCUUUGUUCGAUACUCUAUUACUUUCCCGAAUCAGGUGAAGAGAAUGAUGGGGAUGAAGUCGAAGAUAGGGAAGACGAUAGUGACGAAGCUGAUGAUCCUGAUAACGUUUAUCCUGAGGAGGAUACGAGUGAAACCGAACGUUUCGGACAGCUUUCUGGCAGAUUCGGAAGGGAACUUACUAAAGUGAGUCUAUAA
Molecule: messenger RNA, 207 nt
Organism: Protopolystoma xenopodis
Lineage: Eukaryota; Metazoa; Platyhelminthes; Monogenea; Polystomatidea; Polystomatidae
Source: the annotation of a GenBank genome assembly